AUGCUCAGCUCAAACCUAGCCGAGUCAGAGAUGGCGGGCACCACGGAUUCCACCCUCACGAAUCAUGGCGUCCUACAGAUUCAACGCCUGGCUCAGUACUUUACAUCCUGCAGGAUCAAGUUCACCCGAGUCUUCUCGUCGGACCUGAAGAGAGCUCAGCUCACCGCGGAAGGUAUCUGCGCGGAACCAAGCCAGCAGAUUCAGCAGCAACUGGGAGGCCCUGCUCUGACCCCGCUGUUGACACCGUACCUCAGAGAACAGUAUUUCGGGACAUUGGAAGGUGCCAAUAUGAAGUCGUCUCGUACAGCCUCCGGGCAGAACUACGGUGGCAUGGACACGGGGUUUUCAACUGUCAGCGCCGAGUCACAGGCUUCGAUGGAAGCCCGGGUGAAUGCUUUUCUCAGCGAAUAUCUUCUGCCGGUGCUGCUUAACGAUACAAGCGACGACGAGACAGUGGCGGUUGUUGCCCAUGGGGUCAUUCUUCGUGUCCUCUGGCUCUGCAUCACUAGUCUUUUUAAUCCCCAGGAUAUUCGUUUUGGACCUGGGGUGGCUUGGAACCUCCGGCCCGGGGUGCCGUUCAUUCCAUUCUGGUCUAACACAGGAUUCGUGGAAUUGUAUAUACAGCGGCGUCUACCGCCAGAGUCACUAACUUUGUCCAAGUUUUCUACUCCCUCACAGCAGGAUUUCACUUCCGGUGUUCAGGAAACUGCACCGCCUGUACAGUCGACCCUCCCAGAGACCUCGCCGUCUGAUGCUCUUCUGUCAGGCUGGACGAUGGACGUCCUGGCAGUGGAUAGCAAGGCACACUUGGCUGAUCUGCGUUGNACCCGCGGAGGAAUCGGAAGUGCGGCGUAUGAUGAGCGACAACAAAAGAUUGACAGCUUUUUUGGAAAAUCGGGAGUUUACUGA
Molecule: messenger RNA, 909 nt
Organism: Rasamsonia emersonii CBS 393.64
Lineage: Eukaryota; Fungi; Ascomycota; Eurotiomycetes; Eurotiales; Trichocomaceae
Product: Phosphoglycerate mutase family protein
Exons: 3
Coding region: 1-909 (302 amino acids)
Cellular component (GO): cytoplasm; cytosol
Molecular function (GO): phosphatase activity
Source: RefSeq, a predicted model, not a curated record